This is a messenger RNA of Zygosaccharomyces rouxii, 2313 nucleotides long. RefSeq names its product putative tRNA 4-demethylwyosine synthase (gene TYW1). Lineage: Eukaryota; Fungi; Ascomycota; Saccharomycetes; Saccharomycetales; Saccharomycetaceae. Gene Ontology annotation, molecular function: catalytic activity; 4 iron, 4 sulfur cluster binding; FMN binding. The coding region runs from base 1 to 2313 and encodes 770 amino acids. The record is from RefSeq and is a predicted model, not a curated record. Gene Ontology annotation, biological process: wybutosine biosynthetic process. The transcript has a single exon.
AUGAGAUCAAACCCAGUUACAGCAGUGGCUACAGCGCUUUGUACUGGUGCCUAUUUAUGGUUUGGUGGUAGGAUCUCAGUAGCGCUAGCUAUACUAGUGUCCUAUGGGAUUUGGCAUGAGGAAUCCCAUAAAGUAGUUGAGGAAAAACCUCAGUUACCAUUAGACGGUGCUGAAGAAAAGACGAAAAAAAAACAUACCUGUUGUGGUGGUAAAGGCGGUAGUGGUUGUUGCUCAUCGAAAAAUGGCGACGGCGGCAGUGCUCAUGCAUGUCGAUGUGGAUCAAAAAAGAAUAAGGCAGUAGAGGAGCAGAAAAAGGAUACUGAUUCUUAUCCUGUGGCAGUUGAUUUUACGCAAGCGUUCAAACCAGAAAAGAAGAAAAAGUCUAGACAACCAAAAGUAUUCUCAAAAUCCAUGCCCGCUAAAAAGCAAAAUGAAGCACCAAAACAGGACAAUCUGGUCAAAAGUGCUAUGACUGUUUCUAAUGAGACUUUGCUCAAUUCACAAAUUUACAUCUUUUACUGCACUUUACAAGGUGCAGCCGAAAGAUGUGCUAACAAAGUGAUGGCAAAGCUUUGUACCAUGAAAGAGUUGAAACACAGGCCUAUUUUGUUAAAUUUGGAUGACCUAAGUGAUAUCGAUGAUUAUUUUGUUAACGUCCCUUGUGAUAAUGCACUAUACUUGAUGGUUUUACCUUCAUACGACACUGACUGCCCACUAGAUUUCUUUUUACAGACGCUAGAAGAGAACUUUCACGACUUUAGAGUUGACAGGUUCCCCUUGAAGAAAUUAGUUGGUUAUUCCAUUUUGGGUAUUGGUGAUUCCGAAUCAUGGCCAGAAAGGUUUUGUUAUCAAGCCAAAAAGGCAGACCACUGGAUAGCUCGUCUUGGUGGUAGAAGAGUGUUCCCUGUGGGAGAAGUUUGUAUGAAGUACGAUGGUGAAAAAAAGAUUGAAGAUUGGACAAAUCUUUUUGCUGAGACUUUGAAAGAUGAUGAACCUAUGCUUUACGAGUAUGACGAAUCCGUGGAGGAGGAGAACGAAAAUGCUGACGGGGGUGAAGAGAUGGUCGAUUUGGAAGAUAUUGGUAAUGCUGAUGGUAACAAUUCUACCGAAAUUAAACAAAUGGUCGCCAAGAAUAGUCCUACUUAUAAGACUUUAACAAAACAGGGUUAUUCCAUUGUAGGUUCGCACUCUGGUGUGAAAAUCUGCAGAUGGACGAAAAGCGAUCUAAGGGGUAGAGGAUCUUGUUAUAAGCAUUCUUUAUUCAAUAUUGUAUCCAGUAGAUGUAUGGAAUUGACACCAUCGUUAGCAUGUUCCUCCAAAUGUGUCUUUUGUUGGAGACAUGGGUCCAACCCAGUAUCCAAAAACUGGAGGUGGGAAGUCGACGAUCCAGAGUACAUCUUGGAAAAUGCUUUGACGAGUCAUUACUCCAAAAUCAAACAGAUGAGGGGUGUUCCAGGUGUGAAGGCAGAAAGAUUUGCGAAGGCCUUCCAAGUACGUCACUGUGCCCUUUCAUUAGUAGGUGAACCCAUCAUGUAUCCAUACAUUAGCAAAUUCAUCAGCCUUUUACACGCGAAAGGCAUCUCUAGUUUCCUAGUUUGCAACGCUCAACAUCCUGAAGCCCUAGCCAAAAUUUGCAAAGUCACCCAGUUGUACGUCUCCAUCGAUGCUUCGACAAAGAGUGAACUGAAGAAGAUCGAUAGACCAUUGUACAAAGAUUUUUGGGAAAGAUUGAUGCAAUGCUUGGAUAUUUUGAGUACCACUCAAUCACAUCAAAGAACUGUUUUUAGACUUACUUUAGUCAAAGGUUUCAAUAUGGCUGAAGUGAUGUCCUAUGCAGAUUUGGUGCAACGUGGUAAACCAUGCUUCAUUGAAAUCAAAGGUGCCACAUUUGCUGGUUCUUCAGAUGGGAAUGGGAAUCCAUUAACUAUGCAAAACAUUCCAUUUUAUGAAGAAAUCAAAGCCUUUGUCAGAAAUUUCGCUGCUGAAUUACAAAGACGUGGGUUGGGCUACGAUAUUUCAGCUGAACAUGCUCAUUCUAACUGUAUUUUGAUUGCUAAUACGAAAUUUAAGAUUGAUGGCGAGUGGUACACUCAUAUCGAUUUUGAUAGAUAUUUCGAGUUGUUAAACAGCGGUAAAGAUUUCCAACCAUUGGAUUAUAUAGCUAAAACACCGGAAUGGGCAUUAUUUGGUAAUGGUGGAUUUGUCCCAGGAGACACUAGGUUUUAUAGAAAGGGUAAGAAGAAGGGUCCUGAGCAGGCAGAACCUACUCCUAAACAAACUGUAGAAACUGCUGGAAGUAUCGAAAUUGCCUAA